This is a messenger RNA of Gamsiella multidivaricata, 558 nucleotides long. RefSeq lists its product as uncharacterized. The coding region runs from base 49 to 558 and encodes 169 amino acids. Lineage: Eukaryota; Fungi; Mortierellomycota; Mortierellomycetes; Mortierellales; Mortierellaceae. The transcript has 2 exons. The record is from RefSeq and is a predicted model, not a curated record.
AGUGUCGCUCAUCACCGCAGCUGCAACAGCGCCGCUCUACCGUCCACAAUGACAACUCCAGCCCACCUCCAUCCUAACAAGCGCGUCCUGCUCAUCAAGAAGCCUGUAUUCUACGACGCGCCGGUCCAUGUUCAGUUUUUCAACCAGCACGCUGUUUCUGAAUGGCUCCCGGAGAGGUUCCUAAAGCACGGCUAUGGAGAUCUCGAUCACUUUUUUCGCGGCCUUAAGUGGAUACGGCAGUUUCCCACUCUCCCACAACACCUGAACGAGUUUUGCCAUCAUCUCGAGCGAUACUACAACUCGGAAGAUGGGCGACUAACUCUGGAACUCAUCCGGAAGGCCCAUCUCGCCUCAAAGACUCAGGACAACUUCCAUAUCGCAAUGGAUACGGCUCUUUUCAAGGCGGCAGACAAGCGAUCCGCUCAAGUAAACCCGUUCGAGGACCCCAAGAACCCGUUCCUUGUCCAAGCUCGCGAGCCAUCCAGCAUCUGCAGCUCCGUAGCCGCCUCAGCAGAAGCCGAGAUUGUAAUAGCUCUAGGCAGUCGAGGGCAGGGGUAA